UUCCGUCCAGAUUUCGGACAACUGCUCGAAUAGCUCGCUGUGGAGGUUUAGUCGGGAGAAAGAUCGAAAAUAUAUCGUGGAAAAUAGAACGGAAAAUCGCAUUUCCACGUGCCAGGGAGCUUGCUUUUUCCACCGUGAACACGCUGCUCGGGUGUGGUUGCAGCGGAAUUGGCCGGUGUGUGAUACCGUACCCAGACGCAACGCCUGCCUUGUUGUUGCUCGGUGCAGCAGGCUACGGGCCCCUCGAUGCGCUAGGAGGGUUUGCCAUACAAUCGUCUCAUUCGGUGCGGUCAUCAUCGCCACGACAAAUCCCUGAAACUUGUUCGAUUCCGCCGCGGACGCUGUCGUCAUCGGGUAAAGUAAUCGCGUGUAUCAGUCAGUGUAACAGAAUGGCAAAGUGAUACCAGAGAAGAGGCUGAUAGGAAAAGAAGUUCCAGCGAACCACAGACUCCCAUCGUAGUGAAGUGUGUAGCGGGUGUGAAACAUCACCUCGACAACGUCCAUGGCUAAUUGGCCAGGAGAUAAUGAUAUUGUGUCAAUGGAAUAAUCCUUGUUAAAAUGGUCGCUACGAUAAUAUACUAGAAGCGGAUUGAUCGUGCGAAAGGAAUAUCAACGAAGGAAACGCAAUUAAUUGUUUCAUCGGUGGAUGCAUUUAGUCAUUAAUUAUAAGCGUAUUACUAACCACAACGCUGCAUCGACUAACGGAUUCGUUUGUGGAAUUAACAAUUACAACCACAACAAAAGUGUGAACCAGAAUCUACAAACACAAGGGUAGUCAUAAAAGAAUGGCUGGCAGCAUCAAGCAAGAGGAUGUUUGCUACGUGGUAGCAAAGUAUGAUUACGAAGCGCAGGGUGCCCAGGAGCUUGAUUUGAGGAAAAACGAUCGUUAUCUGCUAUUGGACGAUAGUAAGCACUGGUGGAGGGUACAGAAUACACGCAAUCAGUCCGGUUACGUGCCCAGUAACUACGUGAAAAAGGAGAAAAAGUCCGUCUCACUGUUCGAUAGCUUUAAGAAGAAGGUUAAAAAGGGCUCCGGCAGCAAAACGCUUCCCAACUGUUCACCUUCCAGGCAGGUCGAUAGUCCAACAAUGAGUCGACGAUUACCGCCCGAUCCUUCGGAAGCCAUCGCUUCCACGCCGAUAGGAACUGCCAUAGUAAAAUACAACUACCAGGCGCAGCAGCAGGACGAGCUGUCGCUGACCAAGGGUACGCGGAUAUUGAUACUGGAGAAAUCGAACGAUGGUUGGUGGCGUGGUCAGAGCGGUUCUGCGACCGGGUGGUUUCCUAGCAACUAUACAACGGAAGAAAAUGAGGACGACACACUGCACACGUACGCGAUGGCAGAAAACGUGUUGGACAUCGUGGUGGCUCUUUACUCAUUCAAUUCGAACAACGAUACGGAGCUAUCGUUCGAAAAGGGCGAUCGUUUGGAAAUUCUUGACCGACCAGCGGCAGAUCCCGAAUGGUACAAAGCCCGUAACAAUAAUGGCCAGAUCGGGCUGGUACCGCGCAACUAUUUACAAGAACUGUCGGAAUACUUGGCUCAACCGUUCCGGAGCAAUGGUAGCGGACCGGAUUCGCUCGAUCGACGACCUAAUGAUGCGCAGUCGAACAACAACAACUCAAACACGAACAACAGUAACAACAACAACUCCCAGCAGCCGGAAAGACCCCACCUGACCGGCAAAAGCUGGUAUUACGGUGCUAUUACACGAAGUCAAUGUGAUACGGUGCUAAACUCUCACGGACACGAUGGAGAUUAUUUGAUUCGUGAUAGCGAAACGAAUCUGGGUGACUAUUCUGUAUCGUUGAAGGCCCCUGGCCGCAACAAGCAUUUCCGUGUGCACGUGGAAGGUAACAUGUACUGCAUCGGGCAGCGCAAAUUUCACACACUGGAUCAACUAGUGGACCACUACCAAAGAGCUCCCAUCUACACCAACAAGCAGGGCGAAAAGCUGUAUCUGGUACGACCGUUGCCGAAAGCAAACGGUACCUAAGCCCGAUAUGGAAUGCAAAAAUCACCCGAUAUUAGCGGACAUCGUUAGCGGCGGCUGGAAGUCACGCAUCAUCGGGGAAGGUAAAAGUGUGGUCAAAGGUGUGACUCAUAGCAUUAAAAGAAGGCAGACGUGUACGACAAAGCGUGUCCGCGUCCUCCAGCCUAAGGAGAGUAGUGCUCGCGAUUAGAUAAUUGGGAAUUUCAGUCAUUCAGCUUCCCCCCGGGGUUGGUAUCCCGGGGUUGGUACACUGUGUUUGCAAAGUAGUGUGUGUGUUUUCAGUUUGUUUAUUCGUUCGACGACGGACGUGAGUGUUGCGCAAGGUGAAUCCGGUUUUUGUUUAGUUGAUUUUAGAUGUGUUUCGGUUUUUAAUCGUUUUGCUCAGUUUUAGUUUCGAAGUUGGUUACACAUUUUCUAUAUCUCUUUUGAGCGAAACACGCUCGUUCAAGUGUAAAUGGAUGGGGACAGGAAGAGAAAAGAGGUAUACGAUUAGUUUUGUAAAUCAUGCUUUCCUUCAACCCCCUUUUAUGUAUAUUUUUUUAACAUCGAAUCUAAUGACCAAAUGAGAUCGUUUGAAAUGGUCUUUUGGGUGCAAACAAGAAAGUAGGGAAGCAAAAAAUGCGGCAAAUCGGACCCAAACCGGCCGAUGAAACAACGCGCUUCGAAAUGCAAACUCUCGAUUUAAUGAUAUGAUAAUUAUAACAGGUAGUAAUUUAUUUUGAAAGCCCACACUAAGCUUUAGCAUGGCAGUAUGGCGGUUUUUAAGUCACUUUAAAAUUUACCCGUGGGAUCGAUCGGUUGGGUGGGACAGAGUGUUUUUAGCCAGCAGAAAGAAAGGGUGUAUGCUCUCAUUGAUGUUCUGAGAAAGUGUUCUGCUAUUGUGUUCUAAUCAUUUUGCAACGAGGCUGAGGUUUUUGGUUUCGGACAGCAAGCAGUGGAUACGAAAUUGGCCAUUAGCAUCAUCGUCACCGUCUGCCAGCUGAAAUUAUCUCGCAUCUCCUCCGGUCCGGUUGCGUGUGCUUAAAGAGUGUGUGAAGUUAUUAUAUUCAAUUGUAGUUCAAAUGAUAACCAAAGGGGUAAACAUUUCGUUUGCGUAUCGCUACUCACAUCCAAAUAAUGAUGUGCGUGUGGUAACGUCCAAGUGGCGUUCACACACCAAAGCGACAAGGCACAUCUUUCCAUCCUCAGAGCAACAAGAAGUAUUUGCUAAAAUGCAAAAACUGUAGGCAUUUAUUUUGUUCCUGUUCAGUAGAUGUUUUCGGUACACAUCCAACACCCCCCACCCCACGAGUCUUAACAAGCGCGAGAGUGUUAAUGGUAAAUAGAAUUGCAAUCAAAAUGCAAAAGAAAAAUUGUAGAAAGAAGCGAGUUAGUACUGCUUUGAUUCCAUCUAAAAUUGCGAAAUGAAAUAAUAAGCACUUGGCAGGAAAUGCUUCUUCACAGUAUGGUGGCUCGGUGGGCAAGCGAGAGAAUGGACCUCGAUGUUGAUACACCAGAAAAGAACAAUCCGGCCACUGAUUCAGCUACAGCUACAUCACCAGUGUGUAUAGGUUUGUUGCGGGACGGGCAGUAAAUUUUGGUGAGCAAAAGCACUCCCUCGGGGUUCAAAUAAGGAAUCACGCAAAGUAUUGGUGCUGUUGUUUCUGUUUUAGUUUGGCUGCGGUUACCCCUUAACAUGCUAUCGCUGUGUGCCGUGUAUCUGUUGAGUGUGGGGAGAGUGUGUGUGAGAGAGAGAGAGAGAGAGAGAGAGUCAUAGAGUCAGUUUCACCCUUACCCAUUUUAAUCGGAAUGGCAACUAACGCAACAUAAGCAUAUAAACCAAUGUGGCAGCAUUGUAUCUAUAUCCCAUACUCAUCCCGUGUACAGAAGAUAUAAUAAAAUAGGCUUUGAGAUAGGUUCUCCGCAUCGCAUUUAACAAUUCAUUCCUUUGCUUGCACAGCUACGCGCGUUGAGAGUCGUGCUCGUGUAUCAUCAGCUAAUCAGUGCUGCUGUGUCUGAGUCAGUAAGGCAUACGGAAAAUGGAACGAAAGCGCGAUGCGACACAGCCGUAUGAUCAUCCGCAGGAACAGGAGAAAAUAAGGAACAAACUCAGUAUGUGUGUGUGUGUGUAGUACGAGGGAGAAUUGUUCUGUAGUUGGGAGCGAUGGUCUGAUAAUUUUAUACAAGGUAGCACGAUGUGAUGGAAUUAGUAAUUUUGAUACUUCCUUUUUAUAUCGACAGAAUGCGGAAUGGCGGAAGUUUAUUUGGACGAACACGCACGCACCCACACACACACACACACCGCUUUCGAUUAACGCGCGAAUGGUGUGUGGAUGGUUCGUUCGGCCGUACAGUACGUGUGUGUCGUGGUAGAUGUAAAUUGGUGUUGUGUGAAGCUCUCUAAUUUUCGUCUCCCGUUCUCGGGGUGCUCGGGGGCAGGAACUACCGGCCACCCAGCCUGUGGGAGCUUUGUAGCAUACUUCCAUCCGUACCAUCUUCGCUGAGCUCUGUCUGUUAAAUCAUAGCUAAAGCUGUUCCGUUUCCCACCGUCACGUUUAUGGUGAUGAUCGCUAGUUUUUGGAACGGAAAAAAGAAGAAAAUAAAUCAUACCUGUGGGUGUGGACUGAGAUCACAGAGCCUACAUGAGAUCGAUAUUCUUUCGAACUAAGUAAAAACGAUGCGCGAUCUGUGUUGUGAAGCUCUCUACGCGAGCCUAACGAUAUUUCUGCCGACAACCAAAUUGGGUGUGUGUGUGUGUGUGCUAACGAGUUGAACGACAGCUCGCACUAAUAACGAAGUAAUUGGCACUAAUUUUUGCGUGAGCACUGCUGCCGGUCGGAACGAAUUAAUCGAGACAUUCAUAAUAGCUAAACUAUCUACUUACAUCACAUAACUUACAACCAAUUCGGGACAUAUAACAUAGCGACGACAGUGUAUGGAAUAGAUCUAAUGAUAAUCGAAUUUCGCAGACGCAGACACAUGCCUUUGGGGAUGGGAAGGUGGGUUUAUUGCAAGAUGUACUGCAACAUGCACACGAAAUGGGCUACAAAGUGCCAUUUUUACACAGACUUAGUCCCCUUCGCACGGCAGCAUCAGCAGAAAGCUUGAGUGUGGGAGGGAGCAAUUGUUUGUGAGUGGAGAACCAGCGGCGGUAUGCUGCGGACGGGUAUUAGCGAGCGUUUGCUUUUACGUUUGUGACAACAUGAUAUUAAUUUCGAUAGGGCGCUGCGAAAGGAGGCAGCAACAUUACCGAUCCUGUGCUACUCGCGGCGGCAUAGAGUUGCAGGGAGCGUCAACCGUCAACAGCAGCGCAGAUAAAGCUUGGUUUCAUCCAUUGGAUUGCUUCUUUAGCUGUCGACCAAAAAGCGUGUGCGUUGAUCCCAGUUGUGUAAAGAUUGGGAGAUGAAACAUUAGAAUCGGUUUUCAAAGCUGAAACCUCUAGAAUAGUAAGCGGAGAGUAAAAAAGUGGUAGUGAAAUUGUAGAACCUUAAUUUGAGCUAUAUACAAUCCCGCUAGAAUCUCUUCCACGCGCGCGAACGUUCUCGCUGGCACGUCGUGUGCAUCAACAUCAACAACAAUCCAACACAUCCAGGAGGAGGGGAGGUAUGGAUGGUCGUCAAUGGCAAUGAUGGUAGCGACACCUUCCUUCCAAGCGAAACGGUUCACCGAACAAUGUAUUCUAUUCUUUGCCUACUUCACAUUCAUCAAUACCGUUAAGGCAUUAAUUAAUUUAAGCGAAACGUUUGCAGCAACCGAUCAUGCACACACAAUAUGCAAGUCAAUGAAGACAGGGACAACAGCAGGCGACAGAUUGAAGGCACGAACAAAAGAAAAAGCAAAAGAUAGCCAUCCAAGCAAGCGUUGCGGACAAUGGUAGUGUGAAGAACGAAAUCAUCCUAAUACCAAAAUAUACAAGUAAUAUAGAAUAUUAUAAAGAAAAGUAAAAUAAAAAAACAGGAAGUAAUUUGCAAAUAAUCGUGGACGCAAAACUGUGAACAAACAAGCAUGGGAAAGCAAAGACUUUGCAAGCUCCGAUACUCGUAGCACGGACGGACGGAUGGUGUUGUAGGUGUUGCAGCAGCAGUAGUAGAAUGAUUGCGAACGAUUUGAAACGAACGACGUACGCUAGGUAUCGAACCCAAUGGGUGGUGGUGGUGGUGGUGGUGGACGGAAGGUUUUAGUAGGUCAACACACACACACACAUAUACCAAUCACCGACACAGACUGGAUAACGAGUGAACUAGGAAAGUAUGCAAAGUAUAAAGACAUAGGCGUGAAACGAUGAAAAUAUUGUAUAUCGUAAUGAAAAACAAAACAAAAAAAAAACAACAACUAAGUCAUCGCAAUAAAGGUAAGAUCAAUGAAUCUAGAGAA
This is a messenger RNA of Anopheles stephensi (Asian malaria mosquito), 6347 nucleotides long. It is a transcript of the gene dock, whose product is annotated as cytoplasmic protein NCK1. Lineage: Eukaryota; Metazoa; Arthropoda; Insecta; Diptera; Culicidae. The transcript has 6 exons. Bases 786 to 1997 code for a protein of 403 amino acids. Gene Ontology annotation, molecular function: protein binding. The record is from RefSeq and is a predicted model, not a curated record.